This is a messenger RNA of Colletotrichum destructivum, 3909 nucleotides long. Its product is annotated as Putative protein kinase domain, P-loop containing nucleoside triphosphate hydrolase. Lineage: Eukaryota; Fungi; Ascomycota; Sordariomycetes; Glomerellales; Glomerellaceae. Gene Ontology annotation, cellular component: nucleus; cytoplasm. Gene Ontology annotation, biological process: protein phosphorylation; meiotic recombination checkpoint signaling. The record is from RefSeq and is a predicted model, not a curated record. The transcript is spliced from 7 exons. Bases 108 to 3731 code for a protein of 1207 amino acids. Gene Ontology annotation, molecular function: protein binding; ATP binding; protein serine/threonine kinase activity.
ACCAACUAUAUUAACCUCAAACUAUUGCAGAGUCGUUACUGCAACAGUCUGCGGCUGGGAGAAACUAGCAGGCUCAUCCGACUGUAGGUCAGGCAAACUCACUAACCAUGAGCGACCCUCUGAGUAUCGCCACCGGCGUCAUAGCCUUGAUUCAAGUAACGACCCAGGCGACCGAGUAUCUCAAGGAUGUUAAAGAUGGCGGCAAAGAGCGAGCGAAGCUGCGAGAUGAGCUACGCAGCGUAACAUGUCUCUUGGAGAUGAUCCAUGACCGCGUCGAAGAGCAGAACGAAUCUGAGAACGAAUAUGGUCUCAAACCUGCAGCGAUGGCACUCUUAGCAGGCCCUGACGGACCUUUGGAGAGGAUGAAGGCUACGAUGGAAGAGAUCGUGUCAAAGCUAGCACCCCAAGCUCGGUUCCGCAGGCUUGCGCAACCAUUCAGGUGGCCGUUUGAGAAGAAGGAUAUCUUAGAGCUCUUUGGGACGAUAGAGAGACUCAAGUCGCACUUCACGCUUGUCCUCCAAAAUGAUCUAUUGACGAUUUCCAAGCUCACAAGCGAAAAGGUUCAACAGGUCAGCAGGCAGCUUGACGACAUGGACUUGGAGGGCAGAAUUCAAGAGGCGGACAAAAUUCUUUGUUGGAUCAGCUCAACUUCCUUCCGAGCCAAGCAAGCCGACGUGUUACAGAGUGUCCAGCCGGGCACCGGCAAAUGGUUCCUUAAAGCCAAGGAGUACCGUGACUGGCUUUCGGGAAACGUCAAUCUGUUAUGGUGUCCCGGCAUACCUGGUGCUGGAAAAACUCGAAUAGCGUCCUUGGCCAUAGAUGCUAUCGAGACGCAACUUGAUCGUUCCAACAGUCUUUUGGCAUAUGUCUUCUGCGAUUACAAUCAACGCGAGUCUCAGACUCAGUCGGCAAUAGUUUCCAGUCUCUUGGAACACAUUCUUCAGGGAACAAGCCAUCCAAAUCUGCCUCAAGAGAUCAGGUCGCUUUACACAAAACACGCCCAGAAAGGAACUCGUCCCAUGACCAAGCAACUUUCCCAAGUCUUUACCAAGCUCUUCUCGUCAUGCGACAAUAUUUUCAUCGUCAUAGAUGCUCUUGAUGAAUUCGCGUCUUCGGACAUGGUGGCUUUGGAACUGGUCGGUACUCUCCAGGGGCUCGGCGAUAAUGUUCGUAUCUUACUCACGUCACGCACCUCAACGAACUUUGAGGGCUUCUUCAAAGAUGCCGUGCGUCUAGACAUCAAGGCUAAGGAUGAGGACGUACGACUGUAUUUGGAGAGGAAGAUUCCAAAGCAUUCCAGGCUGGCAAAGCACGUCUGUGCUGAUCCAAAACUGCAGGACGACAUCAUCACAAGCAUCGCCGAGAGUGCUCAAGGCAUGUUUCUUCUGGCGACACUCAACUUGGACUAUCUCUCCCGCAAGCUUACGCGUCGAGAUGUUCGCUCUUCGCUUUCAAUCUUGCCCAAGACGCUCGACGCAACAUACAAGCAAGCACUUGAGAGAAUUCGCACACAGGCAGAAGAAGAUGUUGAACUAGCCGAGAUGGUCAUUUUGUGGAUCCUCUGUGCCCGAAGACCGCUGGGUAUUCAUGAGCUCCAGCAUAUGUAUGCUGUCCACCUCCGUACCCGUGAUGGAAAUGAAGACGAGGAGAUGAUUUUGCUCGAAGAUGACGACCUGCCACCCAAGGAUAUCGUCACCGGUGUUUGCGGUAGUUUUAUCGUAGUCGACAACACUUCCAAGACAGUCAGUCUGGUCCAUUAUACGGCUCAAGACUAUCUUAGCCGCACACUCGGAAAACAUCUGGAUAAGACGCGACUGGAGCUCGCCAGAAUCAGCCUAGAAUACCUGCAGCUUCUCAACUUUCAGGAAGGGCCUGCCUUGUCAGACAGUGUGAUGGCGGAGCGGUUGGCCAACUUCCCAUUUCUGGACUACGCGGCAAGAUACUGGGGAGCUGACCUCCAAGGGUUGCAAGUCGAGGAUUUCUGGGGAUCCGUCAAUCGCUUUUUGUCAAACGCAGGUGCCGUCAGUGUAGCAAGUCAGAUCUGGAGUCUCCCUCGUUACAGAUACGCACAUUGGAGUGACGAGUACCCGAAAGGUGUCCCCGGAAUAGUCCUCGCGGCCUCGUUCCAGAUACCGAACGUUCUGGAAAGACUCGUGGGACAAGGAAAAGACAUUGAAGGCCGUGGCAGCGACAAGGAAACCCCGCUCAUCAGAUCAGCUCGGCUCGGGCACGAGGAGAACAUCAAGGCACUGAUACAGCUUGGAGCUGACGUUGCUGCUACUGAUAUCGCCGGAGAAACUGCAAUCGAUGCUGCGACUCUCGCUGGCAAGGCAUCUGCAGUAGAAGCCCUGAUUGAUGGAGGUGCCAACGUUAACACCGUCACGGGCACGGAAGGCUGGUCUCUCCUCAUGUCAGCCGUUUCCAGUGGCAGUAUCAACACUGUACGGCUGCUGAUAGAAUCAGGAGCUGAUGUUGCGGCACAAACCAGCUGGGGAGAGACGGCUUUGAGUCUGGCAGCCCUGAGCGGGCAAGAGGCCAUCGCGAAUCUGCUCAUAGACUCAGGGGCCAUCCUGCCACUGAACCGUGCUGGAAGAAGGGCGACACUGCAAGCUUCGAGGAAGGGACUUUCAACCCUUGCUAGCAGGUUAUCAUCUUUUGGAGGCGAUUAUGGGGCUGUGGUGGAUGCUGGAAUUCCACGUGAGCCCUUUGCAGCCCCGCAGCAGCUUGCCCAGAUUGCAGAACUGGAAGAGGCACCAACUACUGGGAUGACGGAAUCCGAGAUUGGUUUCAGUCUCGAACUUGCUCUAGACGGGAUUUCAUACCAAAGGGGGUUCCAUCGAAGGUACGACAUUGCGAACAGGUUGGGUAGAGGGCACUUCGCAGAAGUGUUUUUCGGCACCAGGAAGACGACAGGCGUUUGCUACGCAGUUAAAAUCUUCGCCGUCGAUGCAAAUACCGGAUGGACAACGUAUAAUAACGGCACAAGUACCGACGGCCCGCCUCAAGAAAUUCGAGCCCUCACUUGCUUGAGGCAUCACCAUUUGGUAAAUCUUGUGGAAGUUCUGGUGUCAGAUACUAUGGAUCAGCUUUGCCUGGUUUUGGAGCUUGCGCCGGAGGGAGAGCUCUUCAACUUUUUAGUUAUGAAGCAGAAGCUAACCGAAGAAGAAACACGGUGCAUCUUUCGUCAGCUGCUUUCUGCUCUAGAAUACAUCCACAAGGAAGGAUGGAUUCAUCGCGAUGUUAAACCUGAGAACAUUGUCAUGCAAAGUGAGAAUAGCAUUAAGCUUACGGACUUUGGCCUGGCGGCGAAUCUUUCAAGUCGGCCAGAUCAGAUGGAUGACACCCUUUGCGGAACCCCGAGCUAUGUUGCCCCUGAGAUCCUUGCGGAUAGCCGUGAGAGAAAAUACAGCUACCCAGUCGACAUUUGGUCUGCUGGGGUAGUGCUUUAUAUUUGCCUGUGCGGGUUUCCCCCCUUCUCAGACGAGCUCUACAGCAAAGACUUCCCAUAUACCUUAUCGCAGCAGAUCAAAUCGGGACGAUUCGACUACCCUUCACCAUAUUGGGACCCGAUAGGAGAUCCAGCUCUUGACCUUAUAGACGCGAUGCUGGUCGUUGAUACAGAGCGGAGAUUUGUGGUGGAACAGUGCUUGCGUCAUCCCUGGAUGCUGGUGCCAGACGUCCAAGAAAGCGAAUCAGGCACCAUCCUCCCGGCUAAUCCUUCUGUCGUCUAAGAUGUUACUCGGUUUAACCUUUGAGUUACCUAUGUCUAAGGCAAAACGAAUGCUGCUAAGGUGUGCAACAAACAUAAAAAUAUGCACAGUCUUUAACUUUAACUUUUACAACAAAAAUCGCUAAAUCUUAAUCUUGCCCCACCUCCCUUAACUCUCACAUUCUCACCUGCUCUUAGUC